AUGGAAGAUGUCACAGGAAUGACUAAAGUUAUGUUGGCAGAAGCACCGUCCACAUACUCUCACAGUGUGAGGAACAGCACCAGGGUGACUGAGUUCAUUCUGACAGGGCUAUCCCAUAAGCGUGAAAUCCAGCUUUUCCUCUUUGCCCUCUUCCUCAUUUUCUACAUGAUUGUCCUGCCAAGCAACAUCUUGAUUAUCAUCACAAUCCGGGGUGACCCACAUCUCAGCUCACCUAUGUACUUCUUGUUAGCCAACCUGGCUUUCUUAGACAUCUGGUAUUCCUCCAUCACCGCCCCCAAGAUGCUGGUUGACUUCUUCGCUGAGCGCAAGAUCAUUUCCUUUGGGGGCUGCAUUGCGCAGCUCUUCUUCCUCCAUUUUGUGGGCGCCUCCGAGAUGUUUCUGCUCACCGCCAUGGCCUAUGAUCGGUAUGUUGCCAUCUGCCGACCCCUUCGCUACACCACCAUGAUGAGUCGGCAGUUGUGCAUCAUCCUGGUGAUAGCUUCUUGGACUGGGGGCUUUGUCCACUCCAUCAUCCAAGUUGCGCUGAUCCUCCAUCUCCCAUUCUGUGGCCCCAACGAACUGGACAACUACUUCUGCGAUAUCACCCAGGUAUUGAGGAUUACAUGUGCCAACUCCUUUGCUGAGGAGAUGGUGAUGAUCUUCAGCAGUGGCCUCAUCUCUGUGGUCUGCUUCAUUGCCCUCUUGGUUUCCUACGCCUUCCUGCUGACCAUGUUGAAGAAGACCCCUGGUGAGUCCACCAGCAAAGCUUUUUCCACCUGCUAUACCCACAUUACCAUCGUCGUUUUCAUGUUUGGUCCUGCCAUUUACAUCUACGCCCGACCCUUUGAUGAAUACGCACCAGACAAAAUCGUCUCUGUCUUCCACACUAUCAUCUUUCCCCUCCUCAACCCCAUGAUCUACACCCUUAGGAAUAAGGAAAUCACGACUGCCAUGAAGAAGGUGGUCAACAGGCGCCUCCUUUGCAAGACAAACUGA
Pogona vitticeps (central bearded dragon) is the source of this 996-nucleotide messenger RNA. Its product is annotated as olfactory receptor 4M1-like. Gene Ontology annotation, cellular component: membrane. The record is from RefSeq and is a predicted model, not a curated record. Gene Ontology annotation, biological process: G protein-coupled receptor signaling pathway. Gene Ontology annotation, molecular function: G protein-coupled receptor activity; olfactory receptor activity. Lineage: Eukaryota; Metazoa; Chordata; Lepidosauria; Squamata; Agamidae.